Brassica rapa (field mustard) is the source of this 2223-nucleotide messenger RNA. Its product is annotated as S-protein homolog 74. Lineage: Eukaryota; Viridiplantae; Streptophyta; Magnoliopsida; Brassicales; Brassicaceae. The record is from RefSeq and is a predicted model, not a curated record.
UUAAACGUCAAUUACCGUUUCGCUCUUCCAUUAUAUAACCAAAGCAACAACAACAAUUCUUCACAAAUGUUUACUAGAAACAAAAGCAUGAACAACAUCAAACAGUUUCUCUUAGCCAUUUUUAUUUAUCUUGUUUUAUCAUGUCAUGAUCGUGUAUUAGCAAGCAGCACGACCACCAGAGACAUCAUAGUCCCGAAGAUUUCUGACUGGCAAAUCACGGUGGUCAACGGUUUAAUCACCAGUGAAACUCUCUUCGUCCAUUGUAAAUCUAAAGACGACGACUUAGGCGAACAAAAUCUGCAUCUGGGAGAUAGAUUUUCUUGGACUUUUGGAGAAAAUAUGCUUCACUCAACGUUAUUUUGGUGCUACUUGAGUAAAGAUGAUGGUCAUAUGAAUGUGAAAGUGUUUUGGGAUGAUGUAAUUUUGUUUCAUAGAUGCGGUUGGGAAAAAUGCGUUUGGACCGCUAAAACUGAUGGGCUUUAUCUUUGGAACUCUGCUAUUGGUGAAGGCUUAUUACUAGAGAAAUGGGAAACUGGGUGGUGAAGAAAUUUUUCUUGCUAAUUGUAUGAUUAUAAAUUAAUUUUGUUGUUUUAUGCAUAAAAAAUACUAAUUCAUAAUAGCUUUCAUAAAUCUCCAUGUUUCACUUUUAAACUUUUCCACUAAUAAUAAAAUGUUUUGUUUGUUAUUAAAUUUAUAUAUCUAUAUAUACAAACCUGUUAAUAUAAGUGAUGUACUCAUGGACAUAAAAUGAUAAAAAAAUCAUUAAUUAAAAUAUAUUGUUGCGACACUAUAAUGAUAAUGCAUUACAUAGUUUUUUAUUUAAAUGAUUUUCUUUAAGAAUUUUAUCUGAAAAUAAGAUUUUGAUUUAAAAUGUAUUGUUAUGGCAUUUUUAUUUAAAAUACUCUAACACACAUUUUGGACAACAACAUGAACUUCAUUCGAUCUUGUAUUGAUCUCAAUUGCUUAUGGAUAUAAUACGAAAAUGUUUUGUUUCUGUUUGACAUACAUCACUGAGGUUUGGUUUGAUCUAUAAGUGUGAUUAUCAUUCUCUAGAACUCGAGAAAUACUCUAGUUGGUUAUGAAUAAUUAUUUUUUUACUAAUGGCUUUCAUUAUUUAUGAAUAAGUGGUAAAACCCCAUCUUAAACAAAAUCUAACUGAUAAUCAUUAGAAGAAUAUGAGAAAUAAAAAAAAAAGGAAUGAAGAAAAAUAAAAUAAGAAGAAAAUCUAUUCUUCUCAUAAUUUGAUAAAGAAUAAUUGUAGUCUAUUAUUCCUUAAAUGUAAAGGAAUGUAAAAAAAUAAUAGGUAAUAAAUAUUCUUUAUAAAUGGUAUAAGUUAUAAGGAAUGAUAAGAAUUCACUAUUUUCACUCAUUCUCUUGGUCAUCACUUAGAACCUUAGAAUAUUGAUAUUUUGUGGUUACAGAGUUUACGGGAGUAAAUCCCAAACCAGGAAUUAUUUUACUAGUCAAACCGGUAAAAACAACCAACUAGGCAAGUAUAUCACAUUAAAUAUAAAACGCAGUCAAAGUAUUUAAUGGAUGGACAAAUAUAUUCGUUCUUAUUUUUUGUAUAUAUAUAUGAGUGACAGAUAUAUUGUCAUAUUCGUCACAAAACAUCUGUUAUACAUCUGAGAAAAAAAUGGGAAAAUAUUUACUAAUUUUUUUUGCUAUCCUCAUUUCCUUUGAUUCUAUAAACUCGUUGAUGCCUCCUCUUUUCAGAAAAUUCAAUGUUGAAAUCGUAAACAAGUUAGGGUUUAACAAGAAACUCAAGGUUCAUUGCAAGAGCGGAAGUCAUGAUUUUCCGAUUACGUAUCUUAAUAUCGGCGAAAGUUUUCAAUUUAAAUUUACAAUCCUCCUAACUACUCUAUAUUGGUGCAAUUUGUGGCAGGGCCCAAAUUACAAACACCACGUGGUUUUUGAUGCGUUUCUUCCGGACAAAGAUUUUAUAGAUGGUACAUGUACUGGAAUGCACCCUAAUGUAUGUAUGUGGAUCGCAAGGGAAGAUGGAGUCUAUGUCCUCAACAAGAAAUUUCAUGGAGAAUAUUUCAUGUAUAAAUGGGAUGCUCCCACAAGAAACACUUCAGAGGUUGCACCUGCGAGUGAAUAUGAAUUUAAUCAUGUAUAAAUAUAUAUCGUACAAGUGGAUAACUUGUUUUUGGGUGGUCAAUUCUUAAUAUCGAAACCGUUAUGCUGUCGCUUUGGAUAAAUUAUCAAAUAACUUUUAUU